This is a messenger RNA of Puntigrus tetrazona (Sumatra barb), 1277 nucleotides long. It is a transcript of the gene foxr1, whose product is annotated as forkhead box R1. Lineage: Eukaryota; Metazoa; Chordata; Actinopteri; Cypriniformes; Cyprinidae. The coding region runs from base 91 to 1086 and encodes 331 amino acids. The record is from RefSeq and is a predicted model, not a curated record. The transcript has 6 exons. Gene Ontology annotation, cellular component: nucleus. Gene Ontology annotation, molecular function: DNA-binding transcription factor activity; sequence-specific double-stranded DNA binding. Gene Ontology annotation, biological process: regulation of DNA-templated transcription.
CUUUAUGGACACCGCGACGUUUCUUGGGUUAAAAGAGACACUGGGGUUUAUUUACAGACGUUUGCUGGCUCUUCUUACGUAGUCGACGACAUGUAUUUACAGCUUCGGUCCAGAAGCAGAUUUCUCGACCUUCAUUUGACCAGCGGUUUACACGACUGGGACAUGAACGAGGAAAUAAAGUUAACGACGACGACCGAUCAGUUCUAUCACGAUGAUAAGCGGACCGACCAGUACCUGGCGCAGUGGCACUACGCGCGGAUCUCCAGGAGAUCUCUCCCCGACGCGGAGCAGAGGAGCGGCCGCCUGCCCCUCAGCAGCGGAGAGCCUGAGGUACAACCUAACCUGUGGCUGAUGGUGAAUCCCAGUUUAGCCUGCCCCAUAAAGUACCCCAGUGUUCACCCCAAAGCCCCAACACCCCCAAAACCGACUGCCCAGUCAGCGCUGCCAAGAACCGCCCCACCUGUUCUGGAACACAGUCUGCGCCCAGCGAUACUGCCUGAUGAGACCUGCCUGAAUGAGUCAACGCAUGAAACCUCCCUCUCCAGCGAGUAUCAGUUCACAGACGAAGACGACGCUUCCUCUGUAGAUGUGCCCGUCUGUCGUAAGGUGAAGGGUGUGCGGAAGGGAAGGACUCCCAAAGCGUCUACCCGCAAACUGGGUCUGACGCAGAACAGAAGGCUUCAGAGAGCCCUGCAGGACAGUUUGAACCUGAAGAACGGAGGAUGGCCUCGGCCUCCCGUGAACUACUGCAUCCUCAUUGCGAUGGCGCUCAGCAGCAGCCGCAACGGCAGUCUUAACGUGCAGCAGAUCUAUAACUUCACCAGAGAGCACUUCCCCUUUUUCCUUACAGCUCCAGAUGGGUGGAAAAACACAAUCCGCCAUAAUCUGUGUUUCAGCAACAGUUUUAAAAAGACCCCGCAGCAGGUGUCCGGAGACGGCAAGAGGAAGUCGUGUCUGUGGCACCUGACCCUGGAUGGCCGACAGAGACUGAGAGAUGAGAUUAACACCCUUACGGGAGACUCCUUCAGAAUGCUGAAGAGGAGCAUGAACUACCCAGAUAUGAUUCAAGCACUGUUAGAGCUGUGAUCCGACUUUGACCCCUACGACCUCUUCAGGCUGGACAAGUGGACCUGCUCUCAUUUGAUUUUCUUUCUGAAACUGUGAAUGUUAGCACUUUCUGUUAUUACUAUUCUUGUGUAACACUUUCUUUUUGUGUGUCUGUCACUCUUAUUUCUUCAAUGACGCAUUGUGCCUUAUAAAAUAAACAAAUGCAUUAA